This is a messenger RNA of Penicillium diatomitis, 1416 nucleotides long. Its product is annotated as actin family protein. Gene Ontology annotation, molecular function: chromatin binding. Lineage: Eukaryota; Fungi; Ascomycota; Eurotiomycetes; Eurotiales; Aspergillaceae. Gene Ontology annotation, cellular component: NuA4 histone acetyltransferase complex; SWI/SNF complex. The record is from RefSeq and is a predicted model, not a curated record. Gene Ontology annotation, biological process: regulation of transcription by RNA polymerase II. Bases 1 to 1416 code for a protein of 471 amino acids. The transcript has 3 exons.
AUGAACCCUUCGAACCCACCCCAAACGGCGGAGUACGGUGGAGAUGAGGUUUCCGCCAUCGUUCUCGACCCCGGCUACUCAACCACUCGCGCCGGCUUUGCUGGUGAAGAUGCUCCCAAGUCGCUGAUCUCAACCUACUACGGCAAAUACACCGCCGACGGUCAAGAACGACUUCUCUACGGGGAUGAUAUCUAUGUGAACCCUCACCCUGGAUUCUCAGUACACAACCCUAUGGGCAGAGAUGGCAUUGUCGAAGAUUGGGACAUGGCCGAGAAGGUCUGGGAAUACUCGAUCACCUCUCGACUCACCACUGCGAAGCCUGGCAAUCCAUUCCAAAACGGUCUGAAUGAUAUACCUGCCGAAGAACUGCCCACAGAGAUGGAAGUGGAAACGGAUGAGAAGCCUCUCGCGGACAGCCCGCUCCUUAUGACCGAAUCCGCGUGGAACCCGGCCAAGGCUCGCGAGAAGACGAUUGAAAUUGCGAUGGAAAAAUGGGGGACACCUGCGUUUUAUCUAGCGCGAAGUGGUGUGCUGGCUGCUUUCGCAUCUGGAAAAGCGUCGGGUCUUGUUGUCGACAUUGGUGCCUCAAAUAUCUCAAUUACCCCUGUGCACGACGGCAUGAUUCUCAAGCGGGGCAUUCAACAUUCACCACUUGGCGGCGACUACGUCUCUUCUCAAAUUCGCGCUUUGUUCAAGAAGAACUCUCCGCAACCCAUUACCGUCACCCCUCACUACCUCGUCAACUCCAAAUCCCCCGUUGAGGCCGGUCAACCACCCCAAGCCAAAUACCGCACAUUCCCCGCAGACAAGGCGCCUGACGCGUCCUGGCGAGCUCUGCUGGAGGAGCGCACCUUGUCUGAAUUCAAAGAGUGCGUCGUCCAGGUCUGGCCCGGACCCAACAAGCUCUCUGCAGCGUCACCCACGGGUGCACCGAACGAGGAAGUGGCCCGCUCUUCACCAGGUCGUCCAUUCGAAUUCCCCGACGGAUACAACCAAGUCUUUGGCGUCGAUCGCUUCCGCGUGGUCGAGUCCCUCUUUGAUGCAAAGGCUGCGAUUGCGGACCCCGAUUCGCCAUUCCCUGCUCCCACACAAGCGCAGACUAUCCCCGAGUUGAUCAAGGCGUCUCUGGGUGGUGUUGAUGUCGACAUUCGUCCGCACUUGCUGAACAACGUGGUUGUCACUGGCGGAUCGAGUCUGAUGUACGGAUUCACAGAUCGUCUCAACCACGAGCUGCAGCAGCUCUACCCUGGCCCUCGGGUGCGUAUCUCUGCGCCUGGAAAUACUGCCGAGCGUCGCUUUGGAUCUUGGAUUGGUGGCAGUAUCUUGGCCAGUCUGGGUACCUUCCACCAGAUGUGGAUCUCGAAGAAGGAGUAUGAGGAGCACGGUGCGAACAUUGUUGAAAAGCGGUGCAAGUAG